UCUCUCAGAAUAGACAAAUGUUUAUAUUUGUUUAAAUAUUUUUGACAUUGUUUCUUUAUGACAACUCUAAAUCUUGUAUUCAGUACAUUGUUUAAUCUUUUAUUAUAAUGGGUUGGUUUUGUUUUGUCUUAGUGGGCAUAAAAAAACAGAAAGUCUUUUAGAAGUAAAAAAAAAGAAGGCUUUCAUGUAUAACCUUACAAUUUCCCCUCUGGUCUCUGUUGUUUAAUUUUUUUUUCUUUCUACUUUAUUAUUCUUUAAAUUGUAUUAUGCAGAUUGUAACAACAUCUCAAUUUUUUUUCUAAUGUUCCAAGUUUCUGCAAUCCAUUGUUAACUGUAUUGUAACCAUAAAAAAAAAAAUAUAUAUAUAUAUAUAUUAAUGCUGUGAGCGGGACUUUUAUUUUGGCGCGUGACGUCAGAAGGCUGCGCCGGGCUCCUGUGUGUUGUGGUUUGGCAGAGGGUGAGUUUUACACUUAUUUACUCUGUUUAAAUCGACGCAAAUACACCAUGUGUUCGUAAGACAUGCGAAGUUGACUGUAACACUUACACCGCUCUGUCUAAUAUUCCUGGACGUUGUUUUUGAGAGUAAAUAUCUGCACAAGAGUAGCCGAACAGAGAUAAAGUGUCUAAUUUCUUCCCUAAAUGACUUUGUAGUGAACACUGUAGUCAGUCACUGUUGAGAAGAGAUGAGGGAAACCGAGCUGUAAAGAUGGCCUGCAUUAAGCAGGAGAAUGAAGGGAUCCAGAUUGUGGACGUGUUCACACUCAGAGAGCAGCACACCGACUUGACGGGGCUGAAAGAAGAGAAUGAAGAGGAAGAUCUGAAUGAGACGCAUCAAGACUUUAUUACUGAGGACAAAUACUUCACAAAAACUUCACAACAGAGAGCUUACAAGACUGAAACUAGGAGCCUGUUCAUCUGCCAGCAAUGCGGAAAGACUUUCAGUACAGAGAGAACAUUUAAAGUCCACAUCAAGAUCCACAGAGAGAAGCCUUUUACCUGCGGUCACUGUGGGAAGAGUGUUGGUGCUAAAGGAAUGCUGGAGAUCCACAUGAGGACACACACCAGAGAGAAGCUGUACUCCUGCCAGCAGUGCUCCAAGAGCUUCAGUACACAGAGGAAUCUCAGUGAACACGUGCGUAAGCAUUCUGGAGAGAAGCCCUUCACAUGUGAUGAGUGUGGGAAGAGUUUCAGCCAACUGCGAAAGCUUCAAGUCCACACCAGAACUCAUGUCGAAGAGAAGCACGACUGCCCCGAGUGCGGGAAGAGUUUCGGGAAGAGAGGAAACCUGAAGACCCACAUGAAAAUUCACUCAGAGAAGAAGCUGUUCGCCUGCCAGCAGUGUGAGAAGAGUUUUCGUAAGAAAUUAAAGCUGGAGAUCCACAUGAGAACACACACGGGAGAGAAGCCGUACUCCUGCCAGCAGUGCGACAAGAGCUUCUCACGCAAAGACAGUCUGAAGAGCCACAUGCUGAUUCACUCGCAGGAGAAGCGCUUCAUCUGUGAGCACUGUGGGAUGGCUUUCUCCCGCUCGGCUCGGCUAAAGCUCCACAUGGACACACACGUAGCUGAAAAUUCCACCAGCUGCCCACAGUGCGGGAAGAGUUUCUCCCAUCCCAACGGUCUGAAGCUCCACAUGAGCGCUCACAGCGGAGAAGCCCUUCAGGUGUGAUCAAUGCGGGAAGAGUUUCCUUCAUUCAGCAAAUCUCAAAACCCACAUGAGCGUUCACACCGGAGAGAAGCCGUUCACCUGCGCUCAG
Danio aesculapii is the source of this 1757-nucleotide messenger RNA. RefSeq names its product gastrula zinc finger protein XlCGF7.1. NCBI's taxonomy places the organism in Eukaryota, Metazoa, Chordata, Actinopteri, Cypriniformes, Danionidae. The record is from RefSeq and is a predicted model, not a curated record. Bases 707 to 1669 code for a protein of 320 amino acids. The transcript is spliced from 3 exons.